Molecule: messenger RNA, 6789 nt
Organism: Daphnia pulex (common water flea)
Lineage: Eukaryota; Metazoa; Arthropoda; Branchiopoda; Diplostraca; Daphniidae
Exons: 3
Coding region: 1-6789 (2262 amino acids)
Biological process (GO): DNA integration
Molecular function (GO): zinc ion binding; nucleic acid binding
Source: RefSeq, a predicted model, not a curated record
AUGGCGGAAGCACCAAGCAGGCCGCCAAGUCGCAACGCGGAUAAUCAGACCGAGCACAACGAAGAUUUCCCGCCAUUGUUUGAAGCUAGAACGAGGAAGCAGCUUAGGUCGAAUGAAAAAAGAAGGCUGACGAAUCUUACAAAAAGGAUUGAAAAACACAUGGCAGAACGCGGUAGCAGAACCGAAUUACAGUUCUUAAGAAAAGAGCUGGCCACCCAGUUGGAAGAAUGCACAAGAGCUCACAACUUGUACCGCCAGUCGAACGACCUAGAUCAUGUACCACCCGAGGACUGGAUCAUCCAGCUGGAAAACGUCACCGCAAUCUGGUAUGGACGUAUCGACGAAUACAUCCGCACGGUCAAUCGACCACCUUCAGCCGUGCCCAGCAAUCCAUCCGUCCGAAGCAGGCAAAGCAUCCGGAGCAAUACGACGUGGCUCGACCCUAACCAUCCUGGAGCUUUUCAGCAACGAGAAAAUGAAAAUCCCUUCGACGACCGAGCCUCAGCUUCAAUCAGCGAAAUACGCGAUUUGCCGUCCGACAUUGAAUACGAAGAUGAUUUAAGACAGCGUCUGGAUGACGAAAGAUUGGCGAGAGAAGAUUUAGAAAGAAGAUUGCAACAGCUACAGACAGACAUGGCAGCGAAAGAAAAAGCCGGUCCUGAAAAAGAAGACAAUGCCGCCACCGCAGCAUUGACAGAGGAACUACAAAACCUCCGGCUACAGAUGAACCAAUGGAAGCAGACCCAGGAUGCAGAAAUGGCAAACCGCAUCAAGCUAGAAAAGUCCUUACGGGGCGACAUCGAAAAACAAAAAAGAGAAUUGGAAGAAGAAAAACUCGCCCGUCAGACUGAAAAGUAUCGGUACGAACGGGAAAAAGAAAGCGACUGGGACAAAUUUAGGUCCGCCGUCGACGAGCGUUUUGCGCAACAUAAUGAGGCGACAUCCACCAACAAAGCAGCGCACAACACGGAAUCACAUACACAGCACCAAGGAGCAAGACCCAAGAAACCACCAGCCUCCGCGGGCAACCGAGGUUCCGGUCCGCCACCUUACACGGAAGAUGACGCUUCAAUCGGCGCGGAAUCAGUACAGUCGUAUCAGGCGCCUCAUCAAGACAAAGAAAGCGAUGCAAACAAUUGGUCGUUCAAUCUGAAUGGCAAAGAGGAUCGACAACCGCCAGGAAUUCAUGGAUCGGCGCAUUCCGUCUUUCGUCUUCCGAAGAUGGACCUAAAGCCGUUUGACGGCGACCCGAAGAAUUGGCAAGACUUUAUCGCCAUUUUUCGUGAUUUGGUUCAUGAUAAUUCCAGUCUGACAACGACUCAAAAAAUGGCCAUUCUCAAGCGCUGUCUGACCAGCGAAAUACGAGACGGACUUGGUGAUUCGUUAAGCAGUCCGGCUUUGUACCAAGAGGCAUUGCAAGAGCUGGAAUCAACAUACGGACAUCCCCAGAUCGUGUCGAGGACGUACAUUCAGUCCCUAAUUCAGCUCCAGCGAGUAAGCGCGAAUGAUUACAAGGCGUUAUUGAAAUUUUCGCAAGCUGUAAAUGGGGCAGUAGCCUCGCUGAGAAGCGGCGGCUACCAACACGAAUUAAAAUCAUCCGGCCUUUUGGACAUCAUCGUAACCAAGCUCCCUUCCGAGGUACAAAGCAGGUGGGGGAGACAAAUCGUGAAGAAUCACCCUGUCAGUCAAACACUCCAAGACUUUGCUACCUGGUUCAGCAAGUUCGUCAAAGGCGAAAUGAUGGCAAAGCACAGUCAGAUUUCUCUGACACCAAUCACGCCAGCAAAACCGAAAAGCGGAUCAAAACCGGGCCGGCAGCCCGACAACAAAUCCGGUUUUUCACCGACUAUAAACGCAGUCACGCAUCCAGCGACCUCCGGCGGAUCAUCAUCGUCAAAAUCGAAGACGGCGCAGCAAGCGGAGGCGCCUCCAAAGAAGCUUAUUUGCCUCCUAUGCAAAGGCGAUCAUCGCCUGGGACAGUGCAAGACUUUCGUUGAAAUGUCGCUCGAAGAAAGAAUAAAAAUCAUCAAAGAAAAUGGAUGCUGUCUCCGAUGCUUAAGCAAAGGACACAUGAGCAAGGACUGCACAAGCCGGAAGAAAUGCAUCAUCAACAAUUGCGGUCAACCGCAUCACUCAUUGUUACACGACGCUCCGCGCUUGGCCCCAACCGAACCCAAAUCAAUCCUAAAACCAGAGAAGACAGUCACGCUACCCCUGAAUGUAGCGACAGUCUCCGUCGAAGACGACGAAUCAUGCACGGUGAUGCAAAUAGUCCCUGUCACCCUCGAAGCGGACGUAAAAACAUUGGAAACGUUUGGAUUCCUCGAUCCAGGAAGCCAAACAACUUUGAUUUUAGAUCGCGCUUCAGAACAGCUCGACCUCGACGGCGAUGAAGAAAUGACAAAGCUAGGAACGUUCCAUGGAGACGACCCGAUCAUCAAAAUGAAGAAAGUUAAGUUCAACAUCCAACCAAGAGACGGAAGCCGAUCGUUUCCUGUAAAAAAGGCGUUUUCUGUUCCCAAGCUCAACAUCAACGCCCAGCAGAUUGAAUGGCCAGUCACAAAACGGGAAUGGGGCUAUCUUCAAGACGUGGACCUGCCGCAUAUCGACACCAACAACGUGACCAUCCUCAUAGGCAGAGACGUUAUGCGCGUCCAUGAUGUACUGGAGCAUCGCAGUCCACCCGACGGAACCGAAGCGCCAGACGGAAUCUUAACUCAUUUUGGAUUGAGCAUCGCAGGUCCCGUUCCAGAGUCACUGCUGAAGCGACAAACUUAUCGGCCCAUGUCAGUUAUGCACAUUUCACGUCAACAAUCCGACGAGUUCUUAAAUGAAGCUGUCCAGCGGUUCUGGAGAACGGAAUCGUACGGCGUCGGACUUUCUUCUCAUCAAAACCUACCACCCGAUGAUCAAAAAGCGCUUCGCAUUCUCCAAGAUACCAUCCGGCACACUGGCGAGCGCUACGAAGUCGGAUUAAUGUUAAAGAAUCCGGAAUUAAAUCUUCCGAACAACGCCGAAGUCGCCUUCCGUCAUUUCGCGUCAUUGGAGCGCCGCUUUAAAAAGGAUCCGGCGUUUGCUAAGAGUUAUGCGGCCGUCGUCAACGAGUACAUCGCGGCCGGCCAUGCAAAAUUAGUCGUCCCCAACUCUCCUUUCACUCGCGGCCAUGUAUGGUAUCUGCCGCACCAUGGAGUCACAGCGGCAAGCAAGCCCGGAAAAGUUCGGGUAGUUUUCAAUCCGUCGGCGCGCUUCCGCGGCACAUCAUUAAAUGAAGAGCUGUACAAGGGUCCGGAUUUACUAACUUCUCUCAUCGGAGUAUUAUUGCGCUUUCGGCUGCACCCAUGCGCAAUUUCUGGCGACAUUCAGAAAAUGUACCAUCAGGUACAAGAGCCGGAACAUCAACAAUCAUUAUUGCGUUUUAUCUGGAGAGAACCAGGCAGCACGGAAGACCCACAAACAUUUCAGAUGACCGUUCACGUCUUCGGAGCUGUCUCCUCACCGACAAGCUGCAUUUAUGCUCUGCGACGGACCGCCGAAGACUUUGGACCCCAAUACCCAGGAGCCGCGGAGAAAGUAUUGAAGAAUAUCUACGUAGAUAAUUAUCUGGAUUCAGCCGAUACGGAAGCUGAAGCCAUCGCCCAGCGCCAGGAAGUAACUGAUCUUCUCAAGCACGGAGGAUUCAAUAUGGUGCAAUGGAUGUCAUCGUCCCGCCCCGUGUUGGCCUCUGUCAAUCAGGCUGAUCGAGCAAGAGCGCUGGAUAUCACCACCGAUCCUUUGCCCGUCGAGCGCACCCUCGGAAUUCAUUGGGAUUGCCAGGACGACGCGUUUAUGUUUAAUUCCAACACUCGACUCGAUGUCAAAACGAAGAGGCAAGUCCUGCAAGAGAUCGCCUCGAUUUUCGAUCCAUUGGGAUUUCUUGUCCCAAUCGUGAUGGUAGCAAAAAUCUUGAUGCAAGAUAUCUGGCGAUCCGGAGUCGAAUGGGACGAUCAGCUCCCACAGGCCCUUCUCGAUGUUUGGAAGCGGUGGGUCGCUGACCUUCCCGCCAUCUCAACCCUGAAGAUUCCCCGAUGCUUUCGUCGAUCGACCCUGCCGUCGGAAUAUCAACUGCACGUCUUCACGGAUGCCUCGGAAUUAGGAUUUGCCGCUUGCGUAUUUCUUCGCGCGUCGUACAGCGAAUCCCAUGUUGGCCUCACUCUGAUUAUGGCAAAAUCAAGAGUCGCUCCUCUCCGCCAACUGUCAAUUCCGCGGCUGGAACUUCAAGGCGCAGUUCUCGGCGCCCAAUUAUGUGCCACCGUCAUCAAGGAUCUUGGCCCGAUCGCAUCCGCCGUUUAUUAUUGGUGCGAUUCACAGACAGUGCUACAAUGGAUACACUCGAAAACGUGUAAAUACCACGCCUUUGUCGCCCAUCGAGUGACAGACAUUCUGGAUAAAAGUGAAGCGACUCAAUGGCGUCACAUCCCCGGUGAGCUUAAUCCCGCCGACGACGGAUCCCGAGGUGUGUCCGCUGCCUUCUUCACCACCCAACAUCGCUGGUUUCGCGGCCCUGAUUUUUUAUUGAUGCCUGAAAUGGCCUGGCCCCCACCGAUGAACAUUGCCGAGCCGGCAAAUGACGACCCGGAAGUCUCACCCGCCAAAUGGAUUGGUUCUAUUCGAGUUCCGACGCCUCAUCCCAUUUUCGAGUUGAUUCAACGUUCCUCCGACUUCAUCAAAAUCAAAAGGAUCGUCGCCUGGCAGCUGCGCUUCCUUCGGAAUCAUUCUCUUUCGCUGAAAAAGUGUGUCAUCCCGUUAUCUCGAUGGCUCACAGCUCCGGAAUUGCGUGAUGCCCAAACAUUAUUGAUUCGGGUCGAUCAGGAACAUCAUUUUGCCGUAGAGAUUCGUUUUUUACGCAAAGGAAAACCCGUGCCAGUCACAUCCAAGCUGGCCACGUUGACCCCCUUUAUAGAUGCGUCCGGAAUUAUCCGGGUAGGUGGCCGGAUUCAACAUGCUUGUCUCCCUGAAGACACAAAACAUCCCAUCGUCUUGUCUUCCGACAGCCAGCUGGCGACGAUGAUUAUUCUCGACCUCCACCAUCGACUGACUCACGCAAAAACGGAGCGUUUGUUACAUAACCUCCGGGCGACGUAUCAUGUUCUGCAGCCACGGGCCACCAUCGAGAGAGUGAUUCGUCCCUGCUUCGAGUGCAAGCGACGCGACAGCCAACCGGUGUGUCCACUCAUGGGUCCGUUGCCGGCCAGAAGAAUUAAAACACACCAGUGGCCGUUUUCUCACGUCGGAAUCGACUACUUCGGUCCGUUGUACGUCUCCAUGCUCCGACGGACUCUGAAGCGGUACGGAGUCAUGUUUACUUGCCUGGAUUGUCGAGCCGUCCACCUUGAACUGGCUGAUUCCAUGGACCUCGAUUCGUUCAUGAUGGCGUUUUCCCGUUUUACAGACCGCCGUGGAGUUCCUCUUGUCUGUUACAGCGAAAACGGAACCAAUCUGGUGGCUGGCGAACAAGAGAUCCGGGAUGCGAUCGCUCAAUGGAAUCCGGAAGCGUUGGCCAAAAAUAUGGCUGAUCGAAACAUCGAAUGGCGAUUUAGCCCUCCCGAUUCGCCUCAUUUCGGCGGAUCAUGGGAACGGAUGAUCAAGUCCGCCAAGCUCGCCAUGCGAAUUGUUUUAAAGGAGCGAGUCGUCACUCAAGAGGUGCUGUCUACCGUCAUGACCGGUGUCGAAGCUUUGCUGAACGCCCGUCCAUUAACCCCGGUGAGCAGCGAUCCAACCGAAGUCGACGCUCUUACCCCUAAUCAUUUUCUCCAUGGACGGCCAAACAUUCAACUGCACUCCGACUUCGACGCUCAACCGCAGUUGCUCAGCAAGCGGCGGUGGAUGGACGCGCAGGAGAUCGUCAACCACGUUUGGAAUCGCUGGAUGCGCGACGACGCGCAUUUAGUGCCGCCGCACAGGACCCAAUUCUGGGAAUCCUUUAAUGCAGCUGUCCACUCUUCAUCUCUAUCGAACGUGCAAAAGUUCGAUUACCUCAAAGAGUAUUUGAAAGGUGAAGCGUAUCUAUUAGUUAACAAUCUUGAAUUAACAGAUGCGAAUUAUCAAGUCGUCAUCGACGAACUGAAAAGGUUGUACGGGAAGACGGACGUCCUAAUCGAUUCGCACUUUGAGAAACUGGAUGCCUUGCAGCCCGUAAAGGACGGGAACGACGUUCCAGCUCUAAGGAGUUUCCAGCUAAAUCUCCAAUCGCACAUCAGCGCGUUGGAAACGUUAGGAGUCCCCACAAGUUCCUUUGGAGGACUCCUCGGAUCAAGAUUAAUCAAAUUGAUUCCUUCCAGGCUCCAACUAGAAUGGGCGAAAUCGGCAACGAACAAAACCACAGACACCGAAAUGGUCAUCAAAUUCAUUGGAGAACAAAUCGAUGCAGCCGAGAGGUACAACCGGAUCAAAGGUGUGGAAAAGGAGAAAUCAUCUCCAGCUCCUAAACAGCCAAAACCGGCAAAUCCACCGCCAGCAACAGCAUCACAACUGGCAGUAGGAGCCAAAGCAAGCCCAGCUCCUCAGGUGCGUGAAUUGCUUUGGAUCAAAGCACGAGCUGAAGGAUUGCACAUCCACCCGGAACUGCAACAAGUGCGGAGGAAGACACCACACCUCUCUCUGCGACAAAGGAGACGUAUGAGUCUCCAACCCAACAACGGCAGCAAGCAUCGUGGCCAGCAGUCCAACUACAACAACUACAGCCUGUGCAAGCACCUUUGGACAAUUGAUGCUGAAAACGGCAACAGUCAUCAUCAGCGGCCAGAACGGUAA